GCGAAAUCUGAUCUUCCUUCCUCCUUGUUUGCGCUUCAGUUCUGAUUUCUUCAGAGGAAGAUGGUGAAAUGUAUGAAGAGGUGUAGAAGAUUCGCGAAGGUUGAGGUGAUGGAGGUGUCGAAGGUGGUGGGAAUGAGGACGAGAGCGAGAUCUCUCGCGCUUGCUGCGGCGGCGGAGGUGAGGGAUAGUCGGAGCAGGAAGACUGCUAGAUCGGUGGAUCAAGAUGUGCGAAUGGCGCAUGUGAAAUUUAGGAGUCGGAGUUUGGUGAUGACGCAUCGGGAACAAUCGAAAUUGGUGUUUAAUGCCAAAGGGAGAAUCUGCGGGAAUGGACAACAGACCAGCUCGCGGUGUUCAAGUAGCUCUUCCUGUGAAGCGGUGGAGAAUGUCGAUAUAUUGUUUCCAACUGUCACGGUUCACGAGCCAUGCGAGGAAGUCGCUUGUAGCUCCAUUCGUGAAUUCGAGCGGUUUCGAGACAGGAGAGAGAUCGAACAGUCAAGCAAUCAAAUUAUCUAUUCGGGAGAGCUGGAUUCAUCAGCUGAGGGAAAAUCCCGGCGGUCCUUGCCUGAAUUUAGGACCCCGCCCGCCGCCGAGAUUGAAGAGUUCUUCACCGUCGUGGAGAAAUCAUUAAAGCAUCAAUUCGCGGCCAGGUACAAUUUCGACUUUGAUAACGAGGUUCCAUUGGAAGGACGAUACGAAUGGGUUCGAGCAAAUCCAUGAAAUCACGCUCUUCGAUGAUGAGAAUUAUAUCGAAGACCCGUCAACUUAAAAGUAGGCCAAAAAUUAACUUAAUUUUCUUACUUCUCUUCCUUAGUAAUGUGAAUUUAGCGAGCAGCGAAGCAACCGCCUUCAUCUCUUACUUCUCACCUCUGGACCUCAGCCUUAAAUCUCUAAUGCCGCCCCUCUUUAAUUUAUCUCCUCUCACCUCCUUCCGGAGAACCUUCUGAGCUCAGACUUCUCUCUCACCGUCAUCUUCCUCCGGAAAGAAAAGAAUUCAAAAGAGAGAGAAGGAGAAUUGUAAUAAUUUAAUUAAAUUGGUUCGCCGAAAUCCGUGCAUUUCCAUCAUCUUCCCAGUUCUGCACUCUUCCAUGUUUCUCUGCUCAGGUAGGUAGUAUUCCAGGUGCAGCAGUGCUCGAUCACCGUAGGAUUUUUCAUCGGACGGUGUAAUACAAUGCUACUGUAACUUUCUGUUUCAAUGAUUAUUUUUUGGUUAUUA
Messenger RNA from Phalaenopsis equestris, 1213 nucleotides. Its product is annotated as cyclin-dependent kinase inhibitor 1-like. Lineage: Eukaryota; Viridiplantae; Streptophyta; Magnoliopsida; Asparagales; Orchidaceae. Gene Ontology annotation, biological process: negative regulation of cyclin-dependent protein serine/threonine kinase activity. Bases 61 to 717 code for a protein of 218 amino acids. The record is from RefSeq and is a predicted model, not a curated record. Gene Ontology annotation, cellular component: nucleus. Gene Ontology annotation, molecular function: cyclin-dependent protein serine/threonine kinase inhibitor activity. The transcript has 4 exons.